AUGCUUCAUCAAACCUCCAUCACCGUUCUCAACCGCUUCUUCCAUCACCAACCACACUCCCUCUUCACAAAACCAAUCUCCCGAUUCCCUUUCUCACUCCCCAUCAUUCUAUCCAUGUCAACUUCUCACUCCUCCUCCAACCAACACAAGUUCACCAAUCGACUUGCUUCCGAACAAAGCCCUUAUCUUCUUCAACACGCUCAUAACCCUGUUGAUUGGUAUCCAUGGGGAGAACAUGCUUUCGCCGAGGCUCGCCGUCGAGAUGCACCUAUCUUCUUGUCAAUUGGGUACAGCACUUGUCAUUGGUGUCAUGUUAUGGAGGUUGAGUCUUUUGAGGAUGAGGGGAUUGCGAAAUUGUUGAAUGAUGGGUUUGUUAGCAUUAAGGUGGAUCGUGAGGAGCGGCCGGAUGUUGAUAAGGUAUACAUGACGUAUGUGCAGGCUUUGUAUGGCGGAGGAGGUUGGCCUCUAACUGUGUUUCUUUCACCUGACUUGAAACCUUUAAUGGGUGGAACUUACUUUCCCCCUGAUGAUAAAUAUGGCCGACCUGGAUUUAAGACUGUACUCAGAAAGGUAAAAGAGGCUUGGGAAAGUAAGAGGGAUAUGCUAGUUAAGAGUGGAACGUUUGCAAUUGAACAGCUUUCUGAGGCAUUGUCUACUAGUUCAGAUUCUGGUAAAUUGCCUGAUGGUGUUUCUGACGAGGCAUUACGUCUAUGCUCAGAGCAGCUCUCUGAGAACUAUGAUUCAGAGUUCGGUGGUUUUGGAUCUGCUCCAAAAUUUCCAAGACCGGUUGAGAUCAACUUGAUGUUUUACAACUCUAAAAAGUUGGAGGAUACCGGAAAGUUAGAUAGAGCUAAGGAAAGUCAGAAAAUGGUUUUCGUUACAUUACAGUGCAUGGCAAAAGGAGGUGUCCACGAUCAUGUUGGAGGGGGGUUUCACAGAUAUAGCGUGGAUGAAUGCUGGCAUGUUCCACAUUUUGAGAAGAUGCUUUAUGAUCAAGGGCAGCUUGCUAAUGUUUAUUUAGAUGCUUUUUCUAUCACAAAAGAUACCUUCUAUUCAUCUAUAUCACGGGAUAUCCUAGACUAUUUGAGGAGAGACAUGAUUGGUCCAGAAGGUGAAAUAUUUUCAGCAGAGGAUGCUGACAGUGCAGAGACCGAAGGGGCUACACAUAAAAAAGAAGGAUCCUUCUACAUAUGGACCAGCGAAGAGAUUGAAGACAUACUUGGAGAGCAUGCUGCUCUUUUUGUGGAGCACUAUUACAUAAAGAAGAUGGGUAACUGUGACUUAUCUGAAAUGAGUGAUCCUCACCAAGAAUUCAAGGGAAAGAAUGUCCUGAUUGAGAGGAAGGAUCCUUCAGAAAUUGCAUCAAAAUAUGGUAUGUCAGUUGAGACAUAUCAAGAAAUUCUCGGAGAAUGCAGGCGUAAGUUGUUUGAAGUAAGAUUGAAGCGCCCCAAGCCACAUUUGGAUGAUAAGGUUAUUGUAUCUUGGAAUGGACUGGCAAUCUCAUCUUUUGCUAGGGCUUCUAAGAUUCUAAAGGGUGAAGCUGAAGGGAUCAAAUUCAACUUUCCUGUUGUUGGCACUCAACCAAAGGAGUACUUGAGAAUAGCAGAUAAAGCAGCAUCCUUCAUUAGGAAUCACCUUUACAAUGAAGAGACUCGCAGACUACAACACAGUUUCAGAAACUCUCCAUCUAAAGCUCCUGGUUUCUUGGAUGAUUAUGCUUUUUUGAUUUCUGGAUUGCUGGAUCUCUACGAAUUCGGAGGUGGAAUCAACUGGCUUUUAUGGGCCAUUGAAUUGCAGGAAACCCAGGAUUCUUUGUUUCUUGAUAAGGACGGAGGCGGAUAUUUCAAUAAUACAGGAGAAGAUUCUUCAGUUCUUCUCCGUGUAAAGGAAGACCACGACGGGGCUGAACCGUCGGGGAACUCUAUCUCCACAAUAAAUCUUAUAAGGUUGGCUUCCAUGGUUUCUGGAAGUAAGGCAGAUUAUUAUAAGCGAAACGCAGAACAUCUUUUGGCAGUUUUUGAGAAGAGAUUGAGAGAUAUGGCCAUGGCAGUGCCUUUAAUGUGUUGUGCUACCGACAUGCUGCGUGUCCCUUCCCGGAAGCAAGUGGUGGUAGUUGGCGAAAGGACUUCCGAGGAAUUUGAAAACAUGCUUGCUGCAGCUCACACAUUAUAUGAUCCCAACAGAACAGUUAUUCAUAUAGAUCCCAACAAGAAAGAAGAUAUGGAAUUUUGGGAAGUAAAUAACAGCAAUAUUGCUCUAAUGGCUAAGAAUAACUCUGCAGUUGACAAGGUUGUAGCUCUUGUAUGUCAAAACUUCACAUGCAGUGCCCCUGUGACAGAUAGUUCAUCACUUGAAGCUUUGCUCUCCCAAAAAUUAUCUUAG
This is a messenger RNA of Vicia faba (fava bean), 2382 nucleotides long. The record is from the annotation of a GenBank genome assembly. NCBI's taxonomy places the organism in Eukaryota, Viridiplantae, Streptophyta, Magnoliopsida, Fabales, Fabaceae.